AUCGGCCACUGUACGAGGCCUGCUAACUCAAUGUCGUACCCUUCUUCCAUGCCGCCUACCACCUAUGAUAAUUAAUCUAACCCUCCUCGUAACCCUAAGAGCAAAACGAUCAACGGUUACCGUAGCACCAUGCAAUCUUCCCUUGCGUUGCUCGUAUGCCAAAUCUGACAUACAUAUUCGUGUAUCACAGAAGCACCUGGGGGAACUCACAGCAGGCGGGGCAUCCUGCUUGGUGCCUCCGCAGUUUAAAGCCUCGCUUCUUCCGUACACUGGAGCAGCUUCAGCUUUGGGGUUUUCAUGCACUUACACUUUCAACUCAUCAUCAUCUCGAUUCAUCCGUCCGACCUGACUUCAACCUUCCGGCCCUUUGCUGUAGCUCGAACUUUUGCCGGCACGCCUACGCCAGCAUGGACCCCGGGUAUCUGGAUCGCACGUCGGUGAGACCACCACCUCCGGGACGCACAUCUGACUUCGUCAAUCCCGAAGACAGGUCUCACCAGUUAAUUAUUCUAAUCGCCAUCCUUUCCGCUCUUAUCGUCCUACUCGUGUCCUUACGUGUCUAUGCUCGCCAAAAAGUCACUCGUUCGUUCGGUGCAGAUGAUUGGAUUUGUAUUGUUGCGACGAUCCUUACCUUGUCCUAUUCCGGAGUCAUUCUCCAUCUUCUCUUCAGACCAGGCGGUGGGAUACUAGGCAUUCACCUUUGGGAUGUGCCACUCUCACAUUAUAUGGCGUACCAAAAGGGAUCCUUGGCCGACUCCAUUCUCAUUCGGAUUGCCAAUACCACAAUUAAGAUUGGGUUUCUGGCCUUCUACCAUCGAUUGUUCAGCCCCAUCACUUAUAUUCGCUAUAUGGUGUGGGGAGGCAUGGCUGCGGUAAUCACCUUUAGUGUUAUCUUCGUGAUCAUCGACAUCGUGGCAUGCGCCCCAUUUCCGAGAGAGAACUGGCUCUCCCCCUCGCUCCAUGACCGCUGUGGUCGCAUAGCGAUAGAUCUUAUCACUGCGGCCGUUUCUUUCAGCUUCAUAACCGACCUUUACAUCUUAUUUAUCCCUCUCCACCAGGUGCCGAAAUUAGGUCUGUCGAAAAGGCGGAAGAUAGGGGUCAGCCUUAUUUUUCUCACGGGGUUAUUAGCAGCUGGGGCAGCUCUGACCAACCUGAUCAUCCGGUCAGAUAGGAGGGUCUUUGACCCGUCAGAUUUCACAUGGACCAUAGUCCCGGUGUAUGCAACUAGUUUAAUCGAGAUCAACGUUGGACUCAUGUGUUUGUGUCUCCCAGUCGUAUUUGUUCUAUUUAUAGGCCGCUUCACCGACCUGGGAAACUCCGUAAGCUCUUGGAUCAGAGAAUGGCGUAGUCCUCGCCAAAGUAUGGGCGAAAGUUCUUCAAAUCUCUCACCAGGAGACGGCGCCACGCCGCCACCGCAGCUUGCGCCCGUACCAAGCGACGCAGGCCUUUCGGGAAUGCGUAAGUUUAUCCGCGACAUCUACCGCUCUCGGGCGCAGCCAUCGGCGCGUGGAGAGGCCACCCUAACGACUUUCGACGACCUAACCUCGGCUGAUCUCAGCUACCACCUCCAACUAAAAGCAAUGAAAUCUGAACAGAUCGAAAAGAGUCGAAAUGCGAGUUAAAGUGAGGUGGAAGGGCUGCUAGAUAUUCAUGUUCGGCUUUCCGGGGUUGAGCGCAGAAGGAAAUUUCCCCAAAAUACAUCAACGAAACCACCACAAAUAGCCCAUGUUACCGAGGAACCUUUCAUCACAGUAUGAUGACUCGUCCCGCCACAAUUGCCUCGACUUAGGUAGACGAGAUGAACAUCUAGACAAGCCACAGGCCAGAAAUCUACCUAAUAUUCCUUCGUUUUCGGCG
Durotheca rogersii is the source of this 1857-nucleotide messenger RNA. RefSeq lists its product as uncharacterized. Lineage: Eukaryota; Fungi; Ascomycota; Sordariomycetes; Xylariales; Xylariaceae. The record is from RefSeq and is a predicted model, not a curated record. Bases 156 to 1622 code for a protein of 488 amino acids. The transcript is spliced from 7 exons.